AUGUCCGACCACUUUCCCAUGGAGGAGAACCUGCAAAAGGUCAUGUCUGCUAUAGAAGACGAAGCCGAGUCCCAUCAUGACUCACAAGACUCAUCGCGAGAUUCCUCUGACCAGGAAUCGGAAGUUGCACAUGAACCUAUCCAGGAGCGAUAUGAGAACCCAUCGUAUUCUCGUUUCCGCAAGGUGGCUUCGAAGACCGUCGUCUCUUUCGGUGUCAAUGAUCCCGAGAAUCCAGUCAACUGGAAAAAGUCAAGAAAGUUCCUGGUUCUUGCUGCUGGUGUCAUGCAGGUCAUGAAUAGCACUAUCGGCUCGUCCAUUUGCAGUAAUGCCAUUCCUCAAAUCGCUGAGGAGUUUAACAUCACCAAUCAAGAGGCCUUAGUCCUCCCCAUUUCCAUUUUUCUGAUCGGCUAUGUCGUCGGCCCGUUAAUCUGGGGUCCUAGCUCUGAGUACUUUGGCCGCAAAAAGCCCAUGCUUGUGUCGUACUGCGGGUUUAUGAUCUUCACAAUGGCAUGUGCCGUGGCCAAUUCGUAUGCCUCAUUGUUAAUUUUCCGACUUUUCAACGGAAUGAUGGCAUCUGCACCAAUAGCUACAACUGGCGGAUUGUUUGCCGAUGUCCACGAUAAUCCAACCCUACGAGGUCGCCUGAUGGCUUAUUACAUGGCCUGUACCACAUUCGGCCCUAUCAUCGGUCCCUGGGUAUCUGGAUUCGUCGCCGUUGUCGACUGGCGAUGGUGUUUCUGGAUUGGGCUGAUCUGCUGCGGUGUUUCCUUCCCGCUCGUUCUUUUCAUGCCCGAGACAUAUGGACCUGUUGUUCUGACAAAGCGUGCGAAAAAGCUGCGCAAGGAUACUGGUAAUUCAAACAUCGUCUCGCCCUUGGAGUUGCAAAGCCGCAAUCUCCGACAAAUGCUCUUCCUCACGAUGACUCGACCGUUCCGAAUGCUUAUUCACGAAUCGAUCGUCUCAUUGACCUCGCUAUACCUCGCACUCGCAUACGCUAUUUUCUACCUCUAUUUCGAGGCUUACCCGAUCAUUUUCCAAGGGAUUUACGGCAUGAGCGCCGGCAUUGCCGGUUUGAUGUUCUUGCCUAUUGGCGUUGGAGCAGUCCUCGCUUGUUUUGUCUUCAUCUGGUACGAUGGCUUCCUUGCCCGCGCAAAGGCUCGCAACGCGAAAUGGGCGAACAUCGAAGAAUACCGAAGACUUCCUCUUGCCUGCAUCGGGGGUCCUUUAUAUGUCAUCUCCCUGUUUUGGGUAGGAUGGACAUCUUCACCGAAUAUCCACUGGGUCGUUCCAUUCCUCUCCGGUAUUCCAUUCGGAAUGGGCUAUCUGUUGAUCUUUAUGGCCAUGCUCAACUAUCUCACCGACGCCUAUGAGACGUUGUCUGCUAGCGCCCAAUCAGCUGCUAGCUGCACUCGAAGCAUCUUCGGUGCCGUCAUUCCUCUCGCUGCGAAGCCGAUGUUCAACCGACUCGGCGUGGAUUGGGCAUGCAGCCUAAUCGCAUUCCUCAGUCUAGGUGUUUCGAUUAUCCCAUUCGCAUUUAUUCGCUACGGCGAUCGCAUCCGUGCCAACAGCAAGUUUUGUCAGGAACUGAAGCGUAUCAAGGAGGAGGAGCGGGAACAUUUCGAGCGAGAAGAGCGCCUCGGCAACGAUUCCAACAAACUGCAACCUAUUCCCUCUGCCAACACCGGCCAAGCCACUAUAACAAGGGUAGAUACCGCACAGACUGAGAAAUCGGCCAUAAUUUGUUAG
Messenger RNA from Penicillium atrosanguineum, 1746 nucleotides. Its product is annotated as MFS transporter. Gene Ontology annotation, molecular function: transmembrane transporter activity. Bases 1 to 1746 code for a protein of 581 amino acids. Gene Ontology annotation, biological process: transmembrane transport. NCBI's taxonomy places the organism in Eukaryota, Fungi, Ascomycota, Eurotiomycetes, Eurotiales, Aspergillaceae. The transcript has 4 exons. The record is from RefSeq and is a predicted model, not a curated record.